GAGUCUCCCUUAGUGGAGAUAUUCUAGACCUAUCUAGACACAAUCCUGUGCUCUGGGAUGACCCUGCUUAAGUAGAGGGGUUGGACCAGGUGAUCCGCUGUGGCCCCUUCCAACUUUUCUCAGUUUGUGAUUUUAAGUGGGCAGCUGUGGUGGAGAAGUAAGACAAGUUAUUCAGUCUCUGAAAUAUCAGUGAAGAUCCUUUCUGUUAUAGAGAUGAGUUGCAAUGAAGUCACGCUAAAAAAGAAAAAUACUUUCAGUGCCACAAAUUUAGGUUUCUUCAAAAAGCCUUAGAUUAAUUCUUGCAGUAAUGUUGUUAGUGUGAAUGGCAUAUGGAAGGGUAACUUGGCUCUAUCAAAAACUGUCUCCAGAUAUGCUGAUGGUGUAAAUCUGGUGUUGAGAUUGACUUAAUUGGAGCUCCAGUACUGUAAAUUAACAAAAAUACUUCUGGUUUCUGUGCAGCAUUUCACUGACUUUGGUGGGAAAGGCUCAUCAUAUGAUACAGAUAACGUAAAGAGAUCUUGGGGAGUUCCUGAAGGUUGUUCGACUGCAUUUUGAAUUGCACUAAGUUUUGCAACACAGCACAUGCCUAAGUAUGCAAUCUGCUAAUAUGCUUCUGAGAAAAAUUGUAAGAAGUUCUGUCCUUCCAUUUGCUGCACAACAUGGGAUGAAAAAGGAUUUGUUUCUUCUCAGUAGAACUCUGAGUUUAUCACUUUGUCUGAAGCAGGACAAGUCAUGUGAACCCUCAGAAAAAUUAGAUUUAGAUGAGUGGAAGAAGGUAAUGAAGUCUGGGUUGCAAGAAGAGGUGAGUGAGACGGUCUCGGAGCCUAAGGAGCUUUCCAGUUUGGCUGCUGCACGUGAGACUUUGGAGAUGUGGAGGCUAGCUGGCAGAGCAGUUCCAGAAAAAAUUAGUGAAGACCAGCUGAAAACUUUUAUGGAGUGUCCUUCUAAGUCAGCCAAAAAGAAGUAUUUAAAAUUCUUGCAUCUCAAAGAACUUUACAAGAAAAAUGACAGAAGAAAGGCGGAGGAGAAAAGAGAAAGGAAGCUAGAAGCACAAGAUCAAGCUUCAAAAACAGAUGAGACCAAAAAGAGUUCAUUUGUAUGUUUGUGGUCCAGCACUAUGGAUAAAGCAUACAACUGGAGGGCUGCUCAGUCCAUGAUCUUUGGCCAGCCUCUGGUAUUUGACAUGUCUUAUGAAAAAGAAAUGUCUGUCCGAGAAGUCACAAAUACAGUGAGACAGCUAGUACUGAGUGAAAGCUUCAAUCGGAGAUCUGUGGAUCCAUUCCACAUCCACUUCUGUAACUUCAAAGAUGAUAGCCUCUAUGAAAGGGAAUUUAUCAAGCAUUAUAGAGAGGCGUGGGACAAACUGCUCAUCACAGUGACAGACCAGUGCUACACAGAAAUCUUUCCAAAGGACAAGCUCAUCUAUCUGACAGCUGAUUCUCCCAAAGUAAUGAAAACAUUUGAUCAUGAUAAGAUCUAUAUUGUUGGGUCAAUGGUUGACAAGAGCAUAAAAACAGGAGUCUCUUUAGCACGGGCAAAGCGAUUGGGACUGGAGACUGCAGCCCUUCCACUGGAGAAGUAUUUGCUUUGGAAUACUGGUGCCAAAAAUCUCACACUGGAUCAAAUGAUGCAUAUUUUAUUAACCUUAAAAGAUACUGCUGACUGGAAGAAGGCUCUGGAAUUUGUUCCAAAAAGGAAAUACUGUGGCUUUGUAAACAAACCUGUAAAGGAACUGAAAAAAACAUUAGACCUGAUCAACACACUUAAACUUGGAAAGGGACGGGAAAAAGUAGAAAAGCAAUUUGCCAAAAACUACCCCAAGAAGUAUAAACUAAAGCAAAAGUAGAGUGAUGGGGGGGAGAAUGAAUUUUUUACACAUAAACUGUGUCCUUUAAUGCUGCAGCUUCUUGGUACAUCUGGAACUCUGUUCCGCUCUUAAUCUCAGAACUUGUUUUGUUGCUUACGUUUGAGAUGACCAUCGUUAAGAAUUGGGGUUUUAAAAUUACUUUAGUAGUCCAGCUGUUUAAAUUUAUUCACGUAUUAUUGAAAUUAUGUAAGAGAAGUGAGAUAAUCUAUUGUAAAAAAAAACAAAACUCUACAGGAAGACUGUCAGUCUGUUCAAUUGAACUGUGCUUGAACAAGGGUGAUUGCUACUGAAUGCAAAGGUCUUCAGAGCUCGCUGCUUUGGAGGCUGCCUACAGUUUUAUUUUAAAAGAUCACUAAGGUGUAGUAGAAGAGACCUCUCCCAUUACUUCCUGAAUCCUCUUGUGUGCAGAGGAAUUUAAUUUUGAUAGCUGAACUAAAAUAGUUAAAACCUUGCAUGAGUUUGGGGAACUGCACCAUUUAUUUCUUGACGUUCUGUCUGGCACAAUCAAAUCCCUUGGAAGGAAUAAGGCAAAUUUCUUGACUGCGUUAAAAAAAAUAAUCUUACCUACUUUUGUGUAAGACUUUUAUCCUAUACUGCCUGUGUUUUCAGGCCAUGUAAUGUAGAUUUCCCAAAGUGCUGGAACUUCUGAGACAGUAAACAGUCCUAUUAGUAAAUACUUCGAGGAGCAGAGAGCCUGCUGUCUGUAGGACUAGAAGGGCUUUCUUUGUGGGUGAUGCUUAAAGUCGGUGAUGGCAGAUGAUGAGUUGGUGGUGAUCCACUCCCUGGUGACCUCUUCCUACAUGCUGUUGCAAGGUGGGGGUUGGAAGGCAGAAGAGUCACUACCCCAAUACUGCCCUUCAUUGCUUGUUGUGAGGUACAGGGGCCUCCAGGCAUGAAUCACCUCUGGCACAGGGAAAGACCUGAAUCCUUUCAGCUGUGUGUGUUUGGGAAGGACACAAAGCUUCACCCUAGGGUGAUG
Ficedula albicollis (Collared flycatcher) is the source of this 2846-nucleotide messenger RNA. It is a transcript of the gene TRMT10C, whose product is annotated as tRNA methyltransferase 10C, mitochondrial RNase P subunit. Gene Ontology annotation, molecular function: tRNA binding. Gene Ontology annotation, biological process: mitochondrial tRNA 5'-end processing; positive regulation of mitochondrial translation. Bases 593 to 1846 code for a protein of 417 amino acids. NCBI's taxonomy places the organism in Eukaryota, Metazoa, Chordata, Aves, Passeriformes, Muscicapidae. The transcript is spliced from 3 exons. Gene Ontology annotation, cellular component: nucleus; mitochondrion; nucleoplasm. The record is from RefSeq and is a predicted model, not a curated record.